Molecule: messenger RNA, 1550 nt
Organism: Puntigrus tetrazona (Sumatra barb)
Lineage: Eukaryota; Metazoa; Chordata; Actinopteri; Cypriniformes; Cyprinidae
Product: ETS1-related protein
Exons: 8
Coding region: 91-1206 (371 amino acids)
Biological process (GO): regulation of transcription by RNA polymerase II; cell differentiation
Cellular component (GO): nucleus
Molecular function (GO): DNA-binding transcription factor activity, RNA polymerase II-specific; sequence-specific DNA binding
Source: RefSeq, a predicted model, not a curated record
GUCCUGAGUCAAGCAGAAAGAGCCAACAGAGCUGCAAGGCAGAGAUUGAAGCUGACAUCUGGAAUAAAGACUCUGUGAGAACUUUAAGAUAUGGAAAUGUAUCAAGCUGGAUUUUACACAGAAGACUUCAGAACUCAGGAGGUUCCUGGUGGAUUUGACUUCAGCUCAUAUGACUGCAGUGGUGAAGACCUGUCCUUUUUAUUAGACAGCAAAGGACCUGCCCAACAGCAGUAUCCAGAAACAUAUUCAGAGCCCCAGAAGGAGCAUUUGCACAGUUCUAAAGGUCUUACUCUUGCAGUCAACUCCACUGAUUCUGGACUCUUUAAUCUGGACUCCUUUCCUGAGUUUAGCUGCUGGGCGUCCUAUACUAAUAUUCCAGAAGGAAUGGUAGCAGACAGGCAGCAGGUUGCCUUUCAAGAAACAAAUCAAACCUACCAGAACCUCGUCCCUCUAUGCGCUCCAGCACAAAGCAGUCCGUUCAGCCCAGGGAUGGACACCAGCAGCCAUUACCAACCUGGGAAAGGUCCAAACCACAGAGGAGCAUCCGGUACCGUCAAUCUGGACCAUUUGGGUGAUAAUGAGAGAACAUAUGCCUUGUAUGAGGCAGAGCAGCAGAGCAGACCUUCAUAUUGGUCUGAUUAUCCAUCACCCGGUUACUGCACUUCCAUGCUGGGACAGCCUGCAUCCUCUUCAUCGCCUCCGGUUACUAAAUCCUCUGAGCAGUUCUGUCCCCGUGUGGCCAAAAGGCGCAACGCACCAUCUCAAAGAUCAGACAGAGAGGGUGAGAUGACACCCAUGUCUGCCUAUCCAGGAUCCGGGCCAAUCCAGCUUUGGCAGUUUCUUCUUGAACUUCUGCUGGAUUCUGCUUGCCACACGUUUAUUAGCUGGACUGGAGAUGGCUGGGAGUUUAAAAUGUCCGAUCCUGCAGAGGUGGCGAAGCGGUGGGGCCAGUGUAAGAACAAGCCAAAAAUGAACUACGAGAAGUUGAGUCGUGGCCUGCGCUACUACUACCAUAAAAACAUCAUUCACAAAACGGCAGGGAAGCGCUACGUCUACCGUUUCGUAUGUGAUGUGCAAGGAAUGCUUGGGAAAACCGCACACGAGGUCUUUGCAAGUCUAAACGUCUCACCGUCAAAUGGCGCAUCUCCACAGUCUGUUGUAAACACAGCCAGAUCGGAGGAAACUACAGAGUCCUGGGCGCAUUAGAGAGCGUUUUCAAACGCCCGUGAUUAUCUAAGCGAACUGUAAAACACCAGACAUCUUGUCCUGGAAGUAGUAAGGACAGAGAAAAGACUGAAAGAUAUGUACUUUAAACUGAUUUGGACUUCUGAAUGAGUUGGUUUUCAAUAACGGAUCUGAAAUCGGCCAUCAAAUGCAGUUAGGUGCCUUUAGAAAACUUUGUUAGCUACCUCUUUUGACAUCGAAACAAUAAUUUUGUAAAUGUUUUUUUUUGCCUUCUGUAAGUAUUCUGAUGCUUCGAAAUCAGAUUGUGCAUUCUUGUAAAUAAAUUAUGUCACAGUAUACACCUUUUUACAAAAAACAUACUUGGU